CGGGAGUUGUAUAUGGAGGAUGAGGGCUGCAGCAGGUAUCUAACUGGUCGGCAUAAACUGAAUUCUGCAGUGCUCUCUCAACACACACUCCCUUAGGCCCUCCCCACUACUCAAUCACUCAGCAACAGCCUGCCUCACUGCCUGAUAGUCCGCAGCAGGUCACAGUGAAAUAUAUAUAUUUAAAGAUAAAUGCCAUGGCGGCUGCGGUGUAACUUAGAAGUAGCCAAAAACCCGCAACCAAUACAUUUUCACCCGCAACAUCGUUUUUAAAGUAUCCCAAUUUCAGAAAAUCGCGGAAAUGGCAACCCUAUUUGCGUCCAUUGAUUUCCCGCAGUUUGAACCCAAAAAAGGAACUCGCAAUGUAGCAAACGUCCGCCCCAAAGAUAGACAAGUGAUGUUGAUUGACACGUUGGAUGAAGCAGGCCUAAUAGAAGACCGCCAAUCAAGUGAUCUGCCCAGGAAGUGGAGGACUGUAGCCCAGCCAUCAAACCAAGGAUCCAUGUCUGUCCUCCCCCAGCCAGGCAACUCCCACCGGCCCAACACAUGGCUCCAUACACAAAGCAGGACACCCCACCAUCCCAAGACUAGAGCCCAGCCCAGGACACCCCAUGCAGCCAUGGCUCCAUCCACCCAGCAGCCUCCACUCAACACCAGGCAGGUCCGGGCUCCAACAACCAGGCAGGUCCGACCUCCAAAGACGGCUCCAACAACCAGGCAGGUCCGGCAGCUAAAGACGGCUCCCACAACCAGGCAGGUCCGGCAGCCAAAGACGGCUUCAACAACCAGGCAGGUCCAGCAGCCAAAGACGGCUUCAACAACCAGGCAGGUCCGGCAGCCAAAGACGGCUCCCACAACCAGGCAGGUCCAGCAGCCAAAGACUGCUCCCACAACAAGGCAGGUCCAGCAGCCAAAGAUGGCUCCAACAACCAAAAACACCUCUAAAACCCAGAACCAGAGGGGUUCCAGUGCCCAUAAGGUUAAAGGCCCUAAAUCCUCCUGUGCCCAGCAGAAGCAGCCCAGAGUACCCAGGCUUGGAGGCUCUGUCCAACCUGUGACCACUAACGUGACCCCGGUCAAGCCCCAACCGAGGCCCCAGCCCCAACCUCAUCCCCAGAGGCCAUAUACACGGUCCCAGCACAGAAACCAGCCACAGGCCCAUUGUCCACAACCCUAUUCCAUCAAAACGCGAUCCUCCUCCACCACCCGUAGCUCAGCUAAGACUCCUACCUGCCCCUCAACCAAACCUAAGCCUUCCAUUCCACCUAAAUCUAAGCCGCCCAAAACUGCCAACCUAAUUUCCGGCACAACGCCUGAAACAGGCCCCCAUGACACCACCCCCAGCCUCCCUGCUCCCUUCCAGUCCUAUGAGAACAUUAUGAUCUGUGAUCAAUUCCUGCUGGGGUACUGCCCCAAGAGGGAGGGGUGCCACCUGUACCACACGCAGUACCCCUUCCACUGGCAGCUGAAGAGGACUGACACCCCGGAGUGGGUCAGCCUGGAACCCAGCUCCCAGCUCGAAGCAGAACGUUGGUUCUGUGACCCAGAUAAGGAAAGGGUCUACCUGACACGUUGGACUCUCAAGGACCAACUCUGCCUGAACUUCGUCUCGCUGAUGGUGGAGAAUUCCACUGUGUACAGCCAAGUCAGGAGGCUGUCCAACACCACUGACCCAGCGCUGAACCCUCACUUCCCAACACAUUGGCGCUUCUACUGGGAAUCUGACUAUGGCUGGGAAGCCUAUGGAGAAGAGAACCUUGAGCUCAUACUGGACUGUCUUAGUAAGGGUCAGGACAGCUGCUGGCUGGGUAAAGACUGGGCCUGUGUAAAUCUCAAGAUGCUUACAGAGAAAAACUUCAUCACAGACUCCACACACCGCAUCAGAUGCAGACCCACCUUCCGCUCGCCAGACUCCCUAAAACACCACCUCAGGAUACUCCCAGUUGGACAGGUGACCCUCCCAAGUCUUGAGGUGGACCCUAUGGAGAAUUUCAACUGCCGGUACCCCCCGAUGUGGACCCUGAGUCCAGGGAACCCCUUUUCCAUGCUGGAGGUUCCCCCUGGGACGCUGGUUUACAGGACGGUCCACGACCUGUUCCACAGAACCAUGCCAGAGAGCCAGGCCCAGAUCACCAGCCUGCAGCAGGUCCAAAACACCUUCCAGUGGGACAAGUAUAGAAUGCAGAAGAAGCACAUGGAGGACACGCAGGACAAUUGUAGCGUGGUCCUGGAGAGACACCUGUUCCAUGGAACAUCCGAGAGCGCCGCCAUGGACAUCUGCCGACAGAACUUCGACCCGCGCGUGGCGAAACCCACUAGUCAUUACGGCCGUGGCGUUUACUUUGCCCGCGAAGCUCUGCGGUCCAGCCUCUACUCCAUCAGAGGGCCGGGGGGAGACUUUACAGACUGUGGGUUCAUGUUCCUGGCUAAGGUGCUUGUGGGUAAAGCCUGUGUAGGAAAGAUUGACUAUGUCCGUCCCCCUCAACUCCCCAACCCCACUAAGUUCGGACGGCAUCACUACGAUUCCUGUGCGGAUCAGAAGCAUCCUACCAUAUUUGUUGUGUUUGACAGCAGCCAGUGCUACCCCUACUACCUCAUCAAUUACAAAGUCCUGGGAAACAAUGGCAGUGCUGUGUGAAGGGCCUAGAAAACAGAACCAGGACUGGUUUAGGAGGGCACAUUAUUUUGGACGGAGCAUUGUUAACUUUUUUCUGUUAUUACACUUUUAUUUACAUUUUCACUUGAAAUUGGAGAGCCAGUUAUUUGCAACACUGAAAUGUACUAUAAUAAUGUUCAAUAAAAAAUGUUGUGGCACAAUUAACUAUUAGGUCAAGAGUUCAAGACUAUCUUGUUGAU
This is a messenger RNA of Coregonus clupeaformis (lake whitefish), 2853 nucleotides long. RefSeq names its product protein mono-ADP-ribosyltransferase TIPARP-like. The record is from RefSeq and is a predicted model, not a curated record. The coding region runs from base 299 to 2635 and encodes 778 amino acids. NCBI's taxonomy places the organism in Eukaryota, Metazoa, Chordata, Actinopteri, Salmoniformes, Salmonidae. The transcript is spliced from 6 exons. Gene Ontology annotation, molecular function: NAD+ poly-ADP-ribosyltransferase activity; metal ion binding.